AUGGAGGAGAAUUCCACGACCACUUUUAACACAACUCGCACUGAAAAAGCUCCAACAGCAAUCAGGACCAUACCUCUGUCUGAACUGAUCACAUGGUGUACAGCCUUCGCUUUGGUAGCAGUAGCUAUUAUAAUCGGCAAUGCACUGACUAUCGCAGUUUUCACAAGGAAAAGGAUCAUACGCAUGCGCGCUAACUACUUCCUAACAACGCUCGCUGUCGCAGACCUUCUGGUCGGUGCCUUUGCAGUCCCACUGUACAUACAUCAAUUAGUAUGGUACUGGAAAACAAACAGCAAUGAAAAGGAUAUUUUUGUUGCUUUCAUGGCCAUUGAUAUAUUCACUGGAUUCGCUUCAAUCUUCGCUCUUACAACGAUUGCUUUGGAACGGUUAUACGCAGUGAUGUGGCCUUUGAAGAAUAUGGUCACUUCAAAACGAGUUUAUUACUUCGUUAUAAGCAUUGUAUGGUUUUUGUCAGCUCUAGUGGCCCUUCUAUACUUCAUGAACGAUGGCUUUAAAGUAUUCAAACUUAGAGUCUUCUUCUACUUCGUAAUUUUCUUCAUAUCCUCGUCGUUGCUAAUUAUUUGCGUGGCUUACGUCCUCAUAUGGAAAAAAGUGACAUUGCAAAAGGAUGAUUCUCCACGGCAAGGCAGCAAAUAUCAAGAAGAGAUGGAACAAAGGAAGAGAAGAACUCAAGAGAAAAGCCUUGUUACUACGCUUCUUAUACUUAGCUUAGUUUUCGUUCUAACUUGGGUCCCAUUCUAUGUGCUUAACAUUGUGGUUUUCUUUUAUGCUAAGCGAGAACCGAUGGACAUUCCCUUUGAAGCAUUCUGUUUCACUAAACUGCUUCAUUACAGUAACAGCCUGGCGAAUCCCAUUGUCUAUUCUAUUAGAAUUCCCCGAUUCGCGCGAUCGCUGCUAGGAUUUUUUCGCAAAAGAAAAAGCGCAUUGAUGGUAUCCUUGCGCCUUUCUAUAAAACGAUAA
Molecule: messenger RNA, 981 nt
Organism: Porites evermanni
Lineage: Eukaryota; Metazoa; Cnidaria; Anthozoa; Scleractinia; Poritidae
Source: the annotation of a GenBank genome assembly